This is a messenger RNA of Scedosporium apiospermum, 555 nucleotides long. RefSeq lists its product as uncharacterized. NCBI's taxonomy places the organism in Eukaryota, Fungi, Ascomycota, Sordariomycetes, Microascales, Microascaceae. Bases 1 to 555 code for a protein of 184 amino acids. The record is from RefSeq and is a predicted model, not a curated record. The transcript has 3 exons.
AUGAAGCUUCUCUUGGCACUCUCCGUCCUCGCCGCCUCGGCUCUAGCCACCCCCGUCGAGCUUAACACCCGCCAACGCGGUGAAUUUAGCCGCUACGAACUUCGGAUCGCAAGUGGGGCCGCCGAUACUCCCUUCGCCGGGGGUGCUGUGAGCAUCAAGGACGGCAAGCUCGGUUUCUUCGGCGACGACGGAGCAGGCGUCUUCGUCGACGUCGAUGAGGGCUCCCAAGCUUCCAACAGCGUCCGCAUUACCAUCGACGGCGAGGAAGAUUCGGAGUCCUACGUCAGUCUCGCCGGCGAUGACAAAGACGGCCUCCGCGGCGUCGUGGUUUCCGACAGCCCGAGCGAAGGCGCUCUCUUCAGGUUCGGUGAGAUAGAUGAUGCUGGAUAUGCCAAGAUCACACGGGAGGGUGGCGGCAGGUGGGUUGUUGAGAGCGUUAGAGAUGACGACUACGAGCUCUUGUGGUGGGAUGGCGAGGGCUACACCUUGGCCAUUACUUUCCCCGUAGAGUUGGUGGGCCGCCUCGCGGCUCAAAGCCGGAAGCCUAGGGACUAA